Ogataea polymorpha is the source of this 477-nucleotide messenger RNA. RefSeq lists its product as uncharacterized. Gene Ontology annotation, molecular function: mRNA binding; rRNA binding; structural constituent of ribosome. The transcript has a single exon. Lineage: Eukaryota; Fungi; Ascomycota; Pichiomycetes; Pichiales; Pichiaceae. Gene Ontology annotation, biological process: ribosomal small subunit assembly; translation. Gene Ontology annotation, cellular component: ribosome. The annotation marks the transcript as partial. The record is from RefSeq and is a predicted model, not a curated record.
GAACCAACUCCCCAACAGCUCGCCGAGGCUCAGAAAAUAAACCGUUCAAGAAGAUACGAGGCUGAAGAUGACACCCUCCGGUUCUGUGCUCACAUGAUUAUGCACGGAGGUAAAAGACAGCGGGCAAGAAGAUACAUAAACCAAGCCCUAUAUCUGGUUUAUCUUGAAACUAGGGAGAACCCUGUGGAAAUUUUGAAGCAGGUUCUAGACACUGUGGCUCCAUUGGUGGUGACACGCGUUGUGAAAACUGGAUUUGCCAAGAACUACUCUAUUCCUGCCGCCUUGACUCCUAGACAGCGGAUGCGUACUGGGUUCAAAUGGAUUUUGGAGGCCAGUGAUAGCCGUGCUUCAAACGACUUCCCUGUGCGUCUUGCCGAAGAAAUCAUGAACGUUUACAGAGGAAACUCGAAAUUGCUUGAGAAGAAGAUCUCUUUGCACAAACAAGCUAUUGCUGUCCGAUCUUACCUGAAGCUAUGA